UUUUUUUUCUUAAAUAUUAUUAUUUAAUUACAUAUUUAUUCUUUUGUUUUUGCGCGUGGAUUUUUCCAUUCUCUUAUUUCUUUUUUACUUGCCUAAUUCUUGGCCCCUUUGUAGACAAGAAAUUGGACGCUAUUAUGUUUAUCUAUAAAACUUGUUCGUGUCGAGUCGACCCUGGAACCUGUAUGCAAAACCUGAAGUGGCGAUCGUCACUGUGGCUCAGAGGUCUUAAACGCCCACUUGUUCGUUCGUAGUUUUCUGUCAGCCAUGCAGAUAGCCACACAUGGGUGGGACAUACACCUUAGUUGUAAAGGAUUUCGAUGAUUGACAGGGCCAUCUGUCGAAUUCGUCACCCAAGGCAAGGGUUUCUCCAGGCGAAUCUUGGUACACAAUACGCCAAAGGCGGGAGAAUGAAUGGAGCCGAUAAAGAAUGGUCCACUUCACGUGUCUUCCAGGGGGUGCUGAAGGAAUGGUGAAUGAGGAAUGGACAUUAAGUGGGCCGGCCCUCCGUCUGAUCCCCUGGAC
Messenger RNA from Aspergillus welwitschiae, 522 nucleotides. RefSeq lists its product as uncharacterized. Bases 318 to 473 code for a protein of 51 amino acids. The record is from RefSeq and is a predicted model, not a curated record. The transcript has a single exon. NCBI's taxonomy places the organism in Eukaryota, Fungi, Ascomycota, Eurotiomycetes, Eurotiales, Aspergillaceae.